AUGGAUCAGGAGGCCUUUGCCGUGACCGAUGAUCAGGCGAGGCGGUUGGGAGGAACUCCACUCCGAGUUAAGGUGUCUCAGCGUAACCUAGCUGCAGCCUCAGCACCCCAAUCGGAUGAAGGCUCCGACAUUGACUCCGAACCAGAUUUGCCCCUGAAGAGAAAACAACGCAGGAGCCGAACCACCUUCACAGCAGAACAGCUUGAGGAACUGGAACGAGCUUUCGAGAGAACCCACUACCCUGACAUUUAUACCAGGGAGGAGCUGGCACAGAGGGCGAAGCUCACGGAGGCCCGAGUACAGGUUUGGUUUAGCAACCGCCGUGCAAGAUGGAGGAAGCAAGCUGGGGCCAAUCAACUGAUGGCCUUCAACCAUCUCAUUCCGGGGGGGUUCCCUCCCACCGCCAUGCCGACUCUGCCAACAUACCAGCUGUCGGAGACAUCUUACCAGCCCACAGCUAUUCCGCAAGCCGUGUCGGAUCCCAGCAGCACCGUUCACAGACCUCAGCCUCUUCCUCCGAGCACAGUACACCAAAGCACUCUUCCUUCGAACCCAGACGGCAACACUGCCUACUGCCUCCCCAGCACCAGGCAUGGAUUUUCCAGCUAUACAGACAGCUUUGUGCCUCCGUCUGGACCCUCCAACCCCAUGAACCCCGCCAUUGGCAAUGGCCUUUCACCUCAGGUAAUGGGACUCCUGACCAACCACGGUGGUGUGCCCCAUCAGCCCCAGACCGAUUAUGCUCUCUCCCCUCUCACCGGGGGCCUGGAACCUACCACCACGGUGUCGGCCAGCUGCAGUCAGAGACUAGACCAUAUGAAGAGCUUGGACAGUCUGCCAACGUCUCAGUCCUACUGUCCACCCACCUACAGCACCACGGGCUACAGUAUGGACCCUGUCACCGGCUACCAAUAUGGGCAGUAUGGACAAAGUAAGCCUUGGUCUUUCUGGGGGGGAAUUCCUCCUGAAAGGGCGAAAAGUCCCCACCCUUCCUUAAGAAAGAGGGGGGGAGCAGAGGCACCAUUAGGCCUUACAUCCCAGUAUCAAUGUUGUGGCAAAGCCAGCCGAUUGUCCCGGCAAGGGCUCCCUUGUCUAAUUAUUUUCUUAACUGAUGUCAACAACAUCUUGCGGUUAUUAAUUGCUGAGAUGUGA
This is a messenger RNA of Puma concolor (puma), 1152 nucleotides long. Lineage: Eukaryota; Metazoa; Chordata; Mammalia; Carnivora; Felidae. The record is from RefSeq and is a predicted model, not a curated record.